This is a messenger RNA of Nothoprocta perdicaria, 3742 nucleotides long. It is a transcript of the gene TWF1, whose product is annotated as twinfilin actin binding protein 1. Lineage: Eukaryota; Metazoa; Chordata; Aves; Tinamiformes; Tinamidae. The record is from RefSeq and is a predicted model, not a curated record. Gene Ontology annotation, cellular component: actin filament; cytoplasm; myofibril. Bases 50 to 1102 code for a protein of 350 amino acids. Gene Ontology annotation, biological process: positive regulation of neuron projection development; regulation of lamellipodium assembly; actin filament depolymerization. Gene Ontology annotation, molecular function: actin filament binding; actin monomer binding. The transcript is spliced from 9 exons.
GAGCCGAGCCGAGCCGAACCGGGUGUCGGCGCAGCGCGCGGCUUGCGCCAUGUCGCACCAGACCGGCAUCCAAGCUAGUGGAAACCUUAAGGACACCUUUGUUGGAGCCAGAAAUGGACAAUACAGACUUUUAAAAAUAGUCAUUGAAAAUGAACAGCUUGUUGUGGGAUCCUCUAGGCAGCCGGCUGGAUCGUGGGAGAAGGAUUACGACACCUUUGUUCUUCCCCUCCUGGAGGACAAGCAGCCCUGCUAUGUUCUGUACAGGUUAGACUCUCAGAAUGCUCAAGGAUACGAGUGGAUCUUCAUCGCGUGGUCCCCCGAUCACUCCCCGGUUCGUCAAAAAAUGUUGUAUGCGGCAACCCGGGCAACACUUAAGAAAGAAUUUGGAGGUGGCCAUAUUAAGGAUGAAGUAUUUGGGACAGUUCAGGAUGAUGUUUCACUGCAUGGCUAUAAAAAAUACUUGAUAUCACAGUCUUCCCCUGCGCCUCUGACUGCAGCAGAAGAGGAACUUCGGCAAAUUAAGAUCAAUGAGGUGCAGACGGAUGUUGGCAUAGACACCAAGCAUCAGACGCUGCAGGGAGUGGCCUUCCCCAUUGCUGGAGAAGCUCUUCAGGCGCUGGAGAAAUUGAGAAACAAGCAGCUCAAUUAUGUGCAACUGCAAAUCGAUAUGAAAAAUGAAACUAUUAUUUUGGCCAACACCCUUCAUACUGAACUUAAGGACUUGCCAAAAAGAAUUCCAAAGGAUUCUGCGCGUUACCACUUUUUCCUCUAUAAGCACACCCACGAAGGGGACUAUUUGGAAUCCAUAGUUUUCAUCUACUCGAUGCCAGGAUACACCUGUAGUAUACGCGAGCGGAUGCUGUACUCGAGUUGCAAAAGCCCCCUGUUAGAAAUUGUGGAGAGACAGCUGUGGAUGCAGAUAAUUAGAAAAAUUGAAAUAGAUAAUGGUGAUGAGCUAACUGCUGACUUCCUUUAUGAAGAGGUUCAUCCAAAACAACACGCACACAAACAGAGCUUUGCUAAACCGAAAGGUCCCGCUGGGAAAAGAGGAAUUCGGAGACUGAUCAGAGGUCCUGCAGAGACUGAAACACCUUCUGAUUAAAAGCUGUUGUUUGCACUAUCAGUAAGAUACUACGGCGAGAAACAAAAUUGUGGUUUUUGUUAAUGAACUGAAAUCAUCCCGUAGAUGGUAGGAGAAAAAACUUUUUCUACUCUUCCCCCUCCUCAUGACAGCACCACGUAGACUUUCUGUUUACCAUGUUUGAUGACGUAUGGAAGAGGUGGAUAUUUCAGUACUAGAGACUAAACUGAUAUUACUUUACUUUAAAUUAGAAUCCAUUAUUUAAUAGCUAUACCUAUGAUCGUAACCUUCAUGGGCAGAAAUCUAUUACAGCCUUUUUAUUCCAUGGGUAGUUUCAUUGCUUGUCUAGGAGCAGAGCUGUGUUCAUCUGAGUCUAGCUGAAACCACUGGGACUUAUGUGACGAGCACUGCAGCGUUGUCCUAGGCAAGGCUUUAUUUUUCCCUUAUAGCUCUCAUGGAUGACACUACAAUAGAAGGCUUUCUUCUGAUUUUGAUGUGAUGCAUUAUUUGAUUUGGUUUUCUUAGUAGAAAAGUUGAUUUAAAAAUCUAUUAUUAAAAAAAAAAAAGAAAGAAAGAAAAAAGAUGCAGAAGAUGCAGAUGGUCAGGAAUGGGUGACAUUUCUUUCCUUGCUAAAAAUAAAUAAGUAAAUGAAUAAAUAAAGGCAUGAUCAUUCCAAAUGAAGCAAUUUUGUGGAAUUGUCUUUUACGGAAAUCUGAUUUAAACCACUACAGCUUUUCCAGACUUUGAUACUACUCCUAAGCCUUUUAUGUUAAGUACCAAACUAUCAAGUAAAAUGUAAUUACAAGUGCGUGAGUCAGGAAACUUGAUAGAUUAUGGAGCUGCUUCAAAGCAAUAUACUUAAAUGUUUCUAUAAAAGCUGAUUACCUGGACACUUGGAUCUAAAACUAAAUUCGGUUAAAAAAAAAAAAAAACUUGCUCCAUGAUGCUGAGUUAUUCUUGAUUUCAGAUUCUUUUCUGUUGCAUUUACAGUAUCUAAUGGAAUUUGAUACAUUCAAGAUGAUCUAAAAAUGAUUUUCUGAAUGUUUGAACUUUAAUAGUAACUUAAAUCUGUAUCAAAAGAUUCAGAUUUAGGUAACUAGGUCUUGAAAAAACAGCUGGCAGCACCUGGCUACUGUUUUGUCCUUUUGAUUUUUUUUUCUUCUUCUCUACAGACUAAAAUCAGAAGAGUAUGAAUUUGAUUAAACACAGUUUAAUCUGUUUAAUAGGAAUAAGAAAAUAGAUGCAUUUUACAAAUAGACAAAAGAAGAAUUAGAUGUGAAAAUCACAUACUGAAUGAGUUGAAAUAUUUAAAAUUAUAGAGGCAGGUAUCUAGUGGAGAAAGUAUAUUCCCCAGAGGGAACUUGGUUUUUGGUGUUCUGCAUGUGGGUUUUGUGCUUUUUGAUUUCUAGAGCCAUGUGAAUUGCAAGUCUUGGUUUACUGCAUAAUAUUAUCAUAAAUUGUGGUUGUUUGCAUUACGAAGGUGCGUCACAUUAUUCUUACCUGAUGGAAGGUGUAUUUUAACCUGCUCCUUAGGGACGUAAUACCUUGACAGUACGAGUACCUGGCAAAAUUCCUGUCAUUUCACUUGGAGAUGCUGACAUGUUAUCAACCCUUUGGAGACUGCACUGUAUAAUGUGAAGACUGUAUAGUUUUUGGUUUCACUGCUUUCUGUUCUUCAUCUGCAGUAGAAAUUUUACAUCUUGGCUGUUUUUAUUUUAUCUUAUACACUAUGUGAAUCCCAUUCAGCAGCUCUUUACCCUUGGAGCAUCUCCGUGUUCUCAGUGGUACCAUAUCCAGGGCAUCACAGACUGGUUGAGGUUGGAAGGGACCCUUGGAGAGCAUCUAGUCCAACCCCACCACAUUCCACCAGGGACACACUCCUUUCCUGCCUCUCCCCAUAGGGUUCUACCUAUGACCAGUCAGGCAGAUAUCACUGUCUUUUAAACAUAGUUAGCUCACUCCACACUGCAGAUAAGGGCACUUUCAGUUUACGACAGAAUCAUUUUGGCACUUUUUUUUUUUUUUGAUUUAUUGAGGUUAGUAAAGGUUAUUAAGGUUAUGAUAAGGUUAAUGGCCGACCAUAGCAGUUAAAAAUCACUGCUAGGGAGCUUGUUUGAAUCCAGUAUUCCUGGCCCUGUGCACACCUGCCCUGGCUGACACUUUUACAUUUGUUUUUUGCAACCAGUAGACUGAGUAAAGAAGUCAGGUUUUUAAUACUAAAUGUUCUGGAAAAUGAACAGCUUGACAUGCUAUAGAUAUGUGCGUUUAUUUAUAUUUUUUUCCCUCUAAAUUCUGUUCAAGGCUUAUUUGACCAUAAACAGUUUUUGAUGAGUUGAGCCUAAACUGGACCUUUGAAGAUACCUUAUCUUGCAAUAUUUUCAAAAUUAUUCAAAUUAUUCAAAUUCAAAAUUAUUCAAAUAUAUUGCCAAUGUCUGUUCACAGUUGCCCCUGACCACCCUCCCAAGUAGUGUCCUGAGCACAUUUCCUCCUCCUGUCUCCCCUAAAAGAACCACUGCUGCACCAGCCUCCUCUCCCACGUGAGGUGGUGCCUCCCUGCGCUGCUCCCCACAAAGCAAUAAGAAGCACCUCAUCUUCUUGCAAGAUGCCUCACGUUGACGGCUGCUCAGCUGCCUCACGUUCCUCUCCACCUGCUCGCUGUUA